Molecule: messenger RNA, 453 nt
Organism: Fraxinus pennsylvanica
Lineage: Eukaryota; Viridiplantae; Streptophyta; Magnoliopsida; Lamiales; Oleaceae
Source: the annotation of a GenBank genome assembly
AUGGUCGAAGAAAUGUACAAUAAAGAGGUUGGUGAUGUCGAGAUAGACUUUAAUUUUUUGUCUGAAUAUGCACAAAAGGCUUCAAAAACUGAUGCAAAGGCAUCACAAGAUUUGUGCCACGCCACAACUUCCAAAGAAACCGAGCAUUGUAGAACUGGGCAACCCUUUGAGCCAAAUUCUGAUAUUGUCCAUGGCGUAGAAAUGGUGGGAUCAGAUACCAAUCCCACAUUCCAGAAUCUGAUGCGUGCAGAACCUGAAAAUGGUUAUGGGAUAGGACAAUUGGAAACGGAGUCACUCUCGUUAGGAUUGCAGGGAGGUAGCCUACCUGUAGCUGAUGAAACUAGUCCUAAUUUUGUCACCAUGAGAGGCAAUGAUGUGUAUACUGUAACUGCUGCUUCAACAGGAAUUCAGACACCAGGAUUUGACUACGGAUUCUGGAAAUCUGCAGCGUGA